Diabrotica virgifera virgifera (western corn rootworm) is the source of this 4522-nucleotide messenger RNA. RefSeq lists its product as uncharacterized. Lineage: Eukaryota; Metazoa; Arthropoda; Insecta; Coleoptera; Chrysomelidae. The transcript has 2 exons. Gene Ontology annotation, molecular function: nucleic acid binding; zinc ion binding. The record is from RefSeq and is a predicted model, not a curated record. The coding region runs from base 1997 to 4405 and encodes 802 amino acids.
GUCCAAGUUUGUGAAAAACUUAGCGUCUGGAAGAGUUUUGCCAGUGACGGAUUUGGGGCCGUAUAUUUUGUAGUGCCGGUGGAAAUUUUUAUCAGUUACGAGCAUAACCUCAACAACCUUCUCCGUUGGCCGCAUAACAACCUCAGGCCAACUUCCUGGGGACACACUUGGGGGACCAGUGGCUGUCCGCUCUCCAAGCAUCAGUACCCAGCACCAGUAACCAGCGUCAUUAAUCAGCACCAGUAGCCAGCCCUAGUAACCGACAUCUACAAGUACCAGAGUAAGCAAGGACAGAGAAAGUCAGUACCCUUAUAAUAUCUUUCUUUUUUUUCUUAUAUUAUACCAUAUUUUUUUAUACUCCAUAGUGUGUCUGUACCUACCAUCUUUGUACAGAUCUAGGUCUUCCCUCUACCCUCAUUUGUACACCUGGAUAUAGCUAUAACCAAGUAUUUACAGGGUGUAUAUUAAAUUGUACUUUGUUAAUUCCACGGGUAGACCUACAGAAGUAGGUAUUUGACACUAGAGGGUAUAAAUUAUUAUUCGCAUUAUUUUGGUAUAAGAUUAUAAAUAUAGUAUGGUACGGUACAUAUCUGAUUCUUGCUGAACGUGGGUAUAUUUUACUAUUCAGGGGUAGUGUAUAUUUAAUUGGCCAUAUUCCUAGGUAUUAAGUUGUAUACAUAUGUGAUAAGUUAGGGCCUUUUUAAGAUUUAACAGGACUUUAUAUUUAGUUUAUAAUUAAUAGUUGCAAUAGUCAUACAUUUUCUUAUAUUUUGUUGCAUUUCCCCCAUUUUGUUUCAUUUUAUGUUUUUCAUUGAUGUUCAAUAAAUUUUUGUAGUUAUAGGUUGUUUUAAUGCUCAGAAAUACAGGGUCACCUUCUACUAACCCAUAAUAAAUCCCUGAGAUGAGAUAGAGAGAUUAACUGAAUUUUGUAUCGUGUAUUGUGGAAUAUAUUGAUAUUCAUUUUGCUUAUUCAGUAACAUCUCUCGGUCUUUAUUUUACGUAACAAACUGGCGCUUUCUUUUCUUUUGCAAGAAAAACAACGUGGUAGAAGUUGGUCUAUGGAAUUUUUGAGUAUUUUAACACUCUGUUUUUAAUUUUUUUUCUUUUCUUUCUCUGUUAAAUAUAAUAGUUACCUGGCUUGUCACAGCAUACAACCCAUAUACCUAUGUUAAAUAUAUACGGAAGUGGUUUACAAUAUUUACUUUCCUUUUAUUUUUUAUAAUACUUUAAAACUGAUCAUUAUACCUUACCUAUAUUUUUUUUCAUACCUAUAUAGAUUGCAUAUAAAUAUUUUUACUCCUUAAAGUUAAAUUUUUGAUUUAUUGAUUUUUACUUUAGGUAUUUUAUCAUUUGAAAAGGUGCUAUACAGAUUAACAUUUACUUAAUUACAUUUUAAUUCAACAGUGUUGGUUACUGAUAACAUUUGCUUUAAAGUAAGUUUUUAUUAAAUUUUACCAUUCCAAAUUAUCAAACAUUGCUAGGUCACCUCAAUUUUUUGUCCUCAGGUAACAUUGAAUAAUUUUUGUUUGUAACAUUUUUUUCUAUUUCUUAAGUGGAAUUGGUUUCGUUCAUUCCUUAAGAGGAUAGGUUGUUUGGUUAUUUCUUUUGUGAAAUAAUUUGUAUAUAUUUUUUUUGUUUUGACUUGGGUAGGUUAAUUUAUAGAUAGGUACUUAGUAUUCAGAAGAUUUUGAUACUAAGAGUCACAAUUAGUUCUGUUAGAACAGCUAAUUGUUAGGUUAGUUUUGCACUAAGGUACAUUACUAUCUUAUAAGUAUAAGUGGUAUAACUUAGUGGGUGCUUAUACUUGUCUUUGGGAUUUUAACGUAGGUUAAGGGACGGUAUAAGCCCAAGUUUUUUUCUAGUUUAAUUUUUUUUUUGUUUAAGGUUCUCUAGUUUUGUUUUACAUAUUAGUUUAGUGACGUUAGUUUUUUUUUCCUUUGAAAGAAGAGGUCGGGUUGCACUUCUGCAAAAGUUUAGUUAAAAGGAAUACUUCGAAAUGGAACCAAACCGUCUUAUCAACGAAGAGCUGACAUAUGAGCUACGGAUUAGAGGGUUAUCGACCGGUGGGAGGGUAGAAGAGAAAAGACCACGAUUAAGAAGAGCACUUAUUGCUGAAAGAAGAGGUGAAGCUUCACCACCUACUGGUGUGACCAAUGAAGAUCCAACAAGUGAAUUGUGCAUUUGUAGAGCGAAGCUACAUGGAAUUUCGGUUGAUCUUCAGCAAUUUAAUUUUCAAAAUCGUCAAAUUGAAUUUGACAGGAUCUACUCUCGACUCUUACAUACCAACAGUAGACUUUCUCGAAUCCAAUGCAGCACUGGACUCGACAAGCACAUGCAGGAAGAACUGAAGAGGCAAGGUGUUAGAUUAGUUGGAGAACUUAAUCUUAAAUUUGAAGGCUUGGAAUUGGGAACUAGUGAAGUACAAUCAUCCAGUUCACAACAACAAACUGCUGAUUCAUUGUUUGAGAUUCCAGCUUCAAACCAAAUUGAAAGUAGAGAUGUCCUCCAACCUCGACGAGUCAUUAUUCCAACACCCCAGUCAACCAUAUCUUAUGACUUGGUAGAUGUUAGUUCUGGACCAACAGUUGACACUCUAUCGCAAAGAACUAGUGCUGAAUUGGAUAUGAUAUCCUGGGAUGGUCCCCAGUCAGUUCAUAUUAUUCCUCCACCUAAAGAAUAUGGUAGUCGAAGUGAUGUACCAGUGCACAGCAUUAUUCCAUCUACAUUCUGUGACAGAUCAGGAGAAAUUUUUGAAGAGUCACCUAUUCAUCCUAGGGACACUAAUCGUUUUGUGGGCGAACAACCUGUUUUAGAGAGUACUCAACUACAUGAGCGUGGAGAAACGACCACUAGAGAGUAUGCACGACUCGAGGAAGCCACUUCUAAUUUAAGAAUUAGUAUGGAUAGACUUCAACAAUUCUUAGCGGAUGGUAUGUCUGGAUCUCGAGAAAGGUUUCCUAGGGAUCGUAUAGUUAACUCCACAGAAGAUUUUUAUGAACCUAGGACAGAUAUAGGACAGAGUAAUGUUGAUUCUCGUACCAUUAGGGUAGCUGACUAUUCUGAAAACAGAGCAUCUGAUUUCCAUCUACAGUCGAGACGUGGUAGCCGUGUUCAUUUUGCUGACUCACAUACGGCAGUUAAUAACUCCACUAGGGUACCAGGUACGCAGUCAACUUCUUUGUUAGGUUUUAAUGAUCGGUUGAAUGGGGAUCAGUUUUCUUCAAUGCGUGAUGACUUUACUAUAUCAGGUAAUCUACAAGGAACACAAACUUCAUCUACGAACAAUACUAAUUUACAAACAAGUUUGGGUAAUUUUACAUCGUCGACAUCUACAUCAAAUAAUUGUCAAGGAACAAACUCAUAUGUGCCUAACUUAGAAAAUUUUAAUCAACCUUUACCAUCAAGCACAACUUCAUUUCAAAAUAUGCCAACUUUAUUAGCCAACAACAAUAAUUCAGGUACACAAUCCUUUAUUCCAAAUGUCGGUAACUUCACUCAAGUGCCACCUUUAGCUUCAUUUCAAGUUCCUCCUGGGAACCUUCCUUCAAAUUAUAUUGCUGUUCCUUACAUUAUUCCUCAAAGUAGUUCAAGUUGUUGUUCGCGUGGUAACGGUAUUGAUGUUAGUAGAUGGAAUGUUAAGUAUUCUGGCGAAGGUAGUGUAGAAGAUUUCCUUGAGAGGGUGGAAGAGUUGCGUAUUGCUAGGGGUGCUUCUAAAGAACAACUGUUUAGUGCUGUCCCGGAUUUGGUGACAAAUGAUGCUCUUCGCUUCUUUAGAACACGACAGUUUGCAGAUUGGGAUGAUUUUGCUAAUCAACUUCGACUUAUGUACCAGAGAUCGGACGAGGAUCGUUGGGAGGAGAUUAGGCAUAGAACGCAAGGUAGUGAAGAGAAAGUGUUAAGUUUUAUUCUGGCUAUAGAAAGCAUGUUUAGAAAAUUAUCAAGUCUUCCUUCUGAAGAAACUCGCCUCGCGAUCAUACGUCGUAAUCUUCUUCCAUAUAUCCAGUCCCAUCUUGCAAUACAGCAGAUUAAGAGUAUCGAAGAUUUACUUACGUUAAGUAGACAUGUCGAAGACACUGAAGUUAGAUUGCAAAGGUUUGCUCCCCCUCCUACAAACUAUAAAUAUCUUGUGGAUCCCGACUUAGCCUAUCACAAACCGAGCAGGACUACUGUCGCCUCUGUUCAGGAAUCAUCAAGUGGUCAUGAUUCGUCUAAUAUUGCAGUUGCUGCUGUUCAACCAGGUUCUUCUGGAAGUAGCUCCGUUGUUUGUUGGAACUGUCGAGAAACUGGUCAUAGAUUCCGGAAAUGCUCAAAGCCUAGGCGUCGAUUUUGUUUCAAGUGUGGGAGAGACAAUGUACUUUUGGCGCAAUGUGGCUGUUCAAAAAACUUGAGCACGGAGGGGAGAUAGGUCAGUCGUCCUUUCCAUUGAGUAGCUCAAUGGCCACCAUUGAUCCAGCUCAGUAUGCCGUAUUGGAUUUCAUCAUAUCUCACGCAAAAGGUGACGAGCGACCGUAUUUGAAUGUCU